CGGGGCGGGUACUGAGUGGGCGGGGCCUAGCUCGCGUAGCUCCCACAGGCUGACUAGUUACCCAGAGGCGCUGAACCGAGAGGCCUGCGGCGACGAUGGAAAGCCUGGCAGUGCGGCUGCUGCGCGGCAGCAGGCUGCUAAGAAGAAAUUUCCCAACUUGUUUGUCUUCUUGGAAGAUUCCUCCUCAUGUCUCAAAAUCUUCCCAGUCAGAAGCUCUACUCGAUAUAACAAAUAAUGGAUUACACUUGGCUCCCCUGCAAACACUUACAGAUGAGGAGAUGAUGAUAAAGAGUUCAGUUAAAAAAUUUGCUCAGGAACAAAUUGCACCUUUGGUUUCAACCAUGGAUGAAAAUUCAAAAAUGGAGAAAUCAAUAAUACAAGGAUUAUUUCAACAAGGGGUAGGAAGUUUCUGCCUCUCAGAGGCUGGAGCAGGUAGUGACUCAUUUGCUUUGAAGACCAGAGCUGAUAAAGAGGGAGAUUAUUAUGUUCUCAAUGGAUCAAAGAUGUGGGUCAGCAGUGCUGAGUACGCGGGGCUCUUUCUGGUGAUGGCGAAUGUAGACCCUACCAUUGGAUAUAAGGGAAUUACCACCUUCAUAGUAGAUCGUGAUACUCCGGGCCUUCAUAUCGGGAAACCUGAAAACAAAUUGGGGCUCAGAGCUUCUUCCACCUGCCCAUUAACAUUCGAAAAUGUCAAGGUUCCAGAAGCCAAGAUCUUGGGACAAGUUGGGCAUGGCUAUAAGUAUGCCAUAGGGAGUCUUAAUGAAGGUAGAAUAGGAAUCGCUGCACAGAUGCUGGGACUGGCACAAGGAUGUUUUGACUAUACAAUUCCAUAUAUUAAAGAAAGGAUGCAAUUUGGCAAACGACUGUUUGAUUUUCAGGGCCUCCAACACCAAGUGGCUCACAUGGCCACCCAGCUGGAAGCUGCAAGGUUACUAACAUACAACGCUGCUAGGCUUUUAGAAGCUGGAAAGCCAUUCAUAAAAGAAGCAUCAAUGGCCAAAUACUAUGCAUCAGAGAUUGCAGGACAAACAACCAGUAAAUGUAUCGAGUGGAUGGGGGGAGUAGGCUACACCAAAGAUUACCCUGUGGAGAAAUACUUCCGAGAUGCAAAGAUUGGUACGAUAUAUGAAGGAGCUUCCAACAUCCAGUUGAACACCAUUGCAAAGCAUAUCGAUGCAGAAUACUGACGUCUGUAGGAGUGGGACCCCUCCCUGGUGUCACUGCUGUAAAAUUUUAAACUGUUGUGUCUUGUUAGGAGUAAGUGCCUUGCAUGGGAAUAAACUUCCACAGCAUUCAAAUAUUUUACUGAAGCCCUUAGGGUCCUGGGGGUUGGCCUUUUUGGUUUUCUCUUUUCAGGCUGUUUAACUUAGGCACAGGAGAUCCACUUUUAAACUUGGGAAAUAAGCACCUGUAUUUUUUUCCAAAACUGUUUUUAAAGCUCUAUACAUAUAUAUAUUUUUUAAUUUGAGACGGAGUCUCACUCUGUCACCCAGGCAAGAGUGCAGUGGCAUGAUCUCAACUCACUGCAACCUCGACCUCCUGGGUUCCAGUGAUUCUCAUGCCUCAUCCUCCCAGGUAGCUGGAACUACAGGUGUGCACCACCAUGUGUCACUAAUUUUUGUGUUUUUAGUAGAGAUGGGGUUUUGCCAUAUUGCCCAGGCUGGUCUCGAACUCCUGGCUUCAAGGGAUCACCCACUUUGGCCUCCCAAAGUGCUGGGAUUACAGGGAUGAGCCACCGUGCUUUGCCGGAUAUUUGUAUUAUCAUUCUAGUUUCAGAGUAUACAGAAAUUUCAUCCCAUCAUUUUGAAAAAUAAAGAUAUCUGAAGUAUAACAUUACUUAUAGAAAUAGUUACUUUGUACUCCUUAAUCUUGUGGCAUCAGAGGAAUAUUUGUUAUGUAGUAGGCAAUUUUUAUCCAGUACUUUAUAGAUUCAACUCUAAGUUGCAAGUGAGGUCAAAACUCAUGAAAAUUUAUUUAGAAAAAUCUAAAAAUUCUGGUUUUAAAUAUGAGAAUCAGUGGAAAAUAAGGGUAUAAUUUUGUAGGUCAUAUAAUUGAAGAAAAUAUUAUUUUAACAAUGUAAAGCAAUAUGAUUUGUUACUAUAAUUAACCUGUAUAAAAGAUACAUUUCAUGGUGGUUUCAGUAGGUCAUUUUAAAAACCAAUGUGCAUUAAUUUUCAAGUAUAAGGUUUAAGUAAUUUGAUUGAAUAAUCAGAAAAUAUUCAAUACAGUGUUGGAAUAUUCUGUCAUGCACUAUUUUUCCAUUGACAAUUUCUGUAUUUUAAUUGAAUACAGUUUCUUCAGUCAUGGUUAUUGCACUUUAUCCUGAAUAAUAAUUCAGAAAUUGGGUUUUGGUUCAGUGAUUCUCAAGAGAAAGAUCUCUUGCCCAUUAAGAAGUGUAUCAAAAUCUCAUAAGAAAUGAGGGAAAGAAGAGGGCUGUAGAGUUUGAAAAAGUAUAUUCAAUAUUAAAAUAAUUUUAUAUUUGGGAAGGCAAAAAUGAAUCUAUUGUUUUGCUAUACAGGUUAUAAACAGGCAAAAUCAAUAAAAUAUAUACCUGGUUGUA
Molecule: messenger RNA, 2560 nt
Organism: Macaca mulatta (Rhesus monkey)
Lineage: Eukaryota; Metazoa; Chordata; Mammalia; Primates; Cercopithecidae
Source: RefSeq, a predicted model, not a curated record